AUGAGUUGGGAACAACCGAUCGAGGGCGACACGGAGCACGACCCGAAUGGCGUCGGCGGCGACUACGGCCUCGCGCCGGGGCUCGCCGUGUCGCAGGAAGACGCCUGGGCCGUGAUCUCGAGCUACUUUGAAGAGAAGGGACUCGUGCGGCAGCAGUUGGACUCGUUCGACGAGUUCAUUCAGAACACGAUGCAGGAGCUCGUGGACGACUCGCGCUCGAUCCGCAUCAACCCCGAGCCGCAGUACGCGCCCGGCCAGGCCAAGACCAACACGGACACGAUCUACAACAUCUCGUUCGGCCAGAUCUACCUCUCGAAGCCCACGAUGACCGAAGCCGAUGGCUCGACGAGCGUCAUGUUCCCGCACGAGGCGCGGCUGCGGAACCUCACGUACUCGGCGCCGCUGUAUGUCGACGUGAUGUGUCAGAAGUACCAGGCGCCCGCUUCCGGGCCGGCGAACCUCGAAGACAUGGAGCCGUACGACCAAGUGGAGACCCCCAAGGAGUUCAUCGGCAUGGUGCCCAUUAUGCUGCGCUCGCAGUACUGCGUGUUGACGCACAAGACGGACAAGGAACUCACGGAGCUCAAUGAGUGCGUCUAUGAUCAAGGCGGCUACUUUAUCAUCAAUGGAAGCGAAAAGGUGCUCAUUGCUCAGGAACGCAUGAGCAACAACCACGUGUACUGUUUCCGCAAGAAUGCGGCGUCCAAGUACAGCUGGGUCUGUGAAACGCGGUCUCACGUUGAACACGGCGUGCGGCCGACCAGUACAAUGUACGUGCAGAUGUACCAGAAGGGCGGCGGCAAGAGUGCUAUCACGGGCAACCAGAUUCGGGCAGUGAUCCCGUACAUUCGCCAGGAUAUCCCGGUCGUCAUUAUCUUUCGUGCGCUCGGAUUUGUGGCAGAUCGAGAAAUUUUAGAACACAUUUGCUAUGACUUUUCUGACGCGGAGCUGAUGGAACGUUUCAAGUCGUCGCUGGAAGAAGCAUUUGUCAUUCAAGAGCAGGAAGUCGCACUGGAUUUCAUUGGACGACGUGGUAGCGCCAUCAAUGUGAGCAAAUCCGACCGUAUUCGCUAUGCACAGGAUAUCUUGCAGAAGGAGAUGCUGCCUCACGUUGGUGUGGAAGAUCACAAUGAAACUAAGAAAGCGUAUUUUCUGGGCUACGUGGUACACAAGUUGCUGAUGUGCUCACUUGGUCGCAUAGGCGAGGAUGACCGUGAUCACUAUGGUAACAAGCGACUGGACUUGGCCGGUCCCCUGCUUGGCGGUUUGUUUCGUAUACUGUUCAAAAAGCUCACCAAGGACGUGAAGUCGUUUUUGCAGAAGUGUGUAGACAACGGCAAGGACUUCAAUCUGACGCUUGCCAUCCGCUCACGCACGAUCACGAACGGUUUGCGGUAUUCGCUGGCCACUGGUAACUGGGGCAUGCAAAAGAGCGCCUCGAAGGCUGGUGUCUCGCAGGUGCUCAAUCGGCUAACGUACGCUUCGUCGCUGUCUCACUUGCGUCGGUUGAACACACCUCUUGGCCGCGAAGGCAAGCAGGCUCAGCCUCGUCAGCUGCACAAUACGCAUUGGGGUAUGAUUUGUCCCGCUGAAACGCCCGAAGGACAGGCCGUCGGACUUGUGAAGAAUUUGGCGUUGAUGGCUUACAUCUCUGUGGGAUCGCCGCAAGCUCCCAUUCUGGAAUUCUUGGAAGAGUGGGCAACUGAAAACUUGGAGGAGAUCAAGCCGCAGAUUAUUCCACACUCCACGAAAAUUUUCGUGAAUGGAAACUGGGUGGGUGUGCAUCGUGAACCGAACGAGCUGAUUCGCACGCUGCGAUCGCUUCGCCGAUGUGUCGACAUCGAUGCCGAAGUGUCGGUGAUUCGAGACCUAAUGAACAAGGAGUUGCGCAUUUAUACGGAUGCUGGUCGUGUAUGCCGUCCCCUGUUUAUUGUCGAGGACAACCAGCUGCUGCUACAAAAGGAGCAGGUGGUGAAGUUACAGAACCACAAGAUUACCAACUACUGUUGGCAUAAUCUGCUAACGGAUGGUGUGGUGGAACUCAUUGACACGGAGGAAGAAGAAGUGUGUAUGAUUGCAAUGGAGCCCAAGGAUGUCGGCACGGGCUCACAGAUCCAUACGCACUGCGAGAUUCACCCGUCCAUGAUUUUGGGUAUCUGUGCCAGCAUUAUUCCGUUCCCCGAUCACAACCAGUCACCGCGUAACACGUACCAGUCUGCUAUGGGUAAGCAGGCUAUGGGUAUCUACUGUUCCAACUUCCGCGCAAGAAUGGACACUAUGGCCAACGUCUUAAACUACCCUCAAAAGCCUUUGGUAACUACGCGUGCGAUGGAGUAUCUGCAUUUUCGUGAAUUGCCAUCAGGUAUCAAUGCAAUUGUGGGUAUUGCAUCGUACACGGGCUACAACCAGGAAGAUUCGUUGAUCAUGAAUCAGAGCGCAAUCGAUCGCGGCUUUUUCCGCUCUACUUUCUACCGCUGCUACAUUGACCAAGAACGGAACAAGAGUCCACACGGUGGCCCCGGUGGUGGCGCUGGCGGUGCCAACUGCGAAGAAUUCGAGAAACCGUCUCGUGAGAACUGCCUGGGUCUGCGCCACGGCAGCUAUCACAAACUAGACAACGAUGGUCUUGUUGCUCCCGGCACUCGCGUCAGUGGCAACGAUAUUAUCAUCGGCAAGACGUCGCCUUUGCCCCAGUCUGAAGAUUCCUCUCUCGAGCAGCGCCACCACAAGCGCGAUGCAAGCACAGCGCUGCGCUCUCACGAAAACGGCAUUAUCGACAGCGUGAUGCUCACGACAAAUGCCGACGGCUUUAAGUUUACAAAGGUGCGCUUCCGCAACAUCCGAGUGCCGCAGAUUGGCGACAAGUUUGCGUCACGUCACGGACAGAAGGGAACGAUUGGUAUGACGUACCGCCAGGAAGAUAUGCCGUUUACGGUGGAGGGCAUUACGCCGGACAUUGUUGUCAAUCCUCACGCUAUUCCGUCGCGUAUGACAGUGGGGCAUCUCGUGGAGUGUCUGCUCGGCAAAGUGUCGUCGCAAACGGGCGACGAGGGUGACGCCACUCCGUUCACCGACGUGACGGUCCAAGCCAUCGCUGAUACACUGCACAAUUUGGGCUACCAGAAGCACGGAAACGAGGUCAUGUACAGCGGCCACACGGGGCGUCGCCUGACAGCUCAGAUUUUCAUCGGACCCACCUUUUACCAGCGCCUGAAGCAUAUGGUCGACGACAAGAUCCACUCGCGCUCGCGUGGGCCCGUGACAAUGCUGACGCGCCAGCCGAUGGAAGGUCGUGCUCGGGAAGGUGGACUACGUAUGGGGGAGAUGGAGCGCGAUUGCCUCAUCUCGCACGGCUCGGCCAAUUUCCUCAUGGACCGCCUCUUUGCCAACUCGGAUGCCUACCGAGUCCACGUGUGCGACAUCUGCGGGAUCAUUGCGAUCGCCAACUUGCGCAAGAUGACGUUCGAGUGCCGCACGUGCCGCAACAAGACGCAGAUCUCGCAGGUCCACAUUCCCUACUCUUGCAAACUGCUGUUCCAGGAGCUCAUGUCCAUGUCGAUUGCGCCGCGACUGUUCACGCUGGGCAACCCGAACGUGGAUCGCGUCCGCCAGUCGUAG
This is a messenger RNA of Hyaloperonospora brassicae, 3618 nucleotides long. The record is from the annotation of a GenBank genome assembly. Lineage: Eukaryota; Oomycota; Peronosporomycetes; Peronosporales; Peronosporaceae.